Molecule: messenger RNA, 2289 nt
Organism: Triticum aestivum (bread wheat)
Lineage: Eukaryota; Viridiplantae; Streptophyta; Magnoliopsida; Poales; Poaceae
Product: transcription factor MYB3R-5-like
Exons: 4
Coding region: 697-1038 (113 amino acids)
Biological process (GO): regulation of DNA-templated transcription
Cellular component (GO): nucleus
Molecular function (GO): RNA polymerase II cis-regulatory region sequence-specific DNA binding; DNA-binding transcription factor activity, RNA polymerase II-specific
Source: RefSeq, a predicted model, not a curated record
CUAUCUAUUUCUGUUUCUUGUGUGCAAGCGCUCCAUUCUGUGUGUGUCCGACUUUGUGUGGCUUGACUCUCUUGUGUGUGUGGCUUGACUGUCUGUGUGUGUCACUGUGUGUUUGACUGUGUGUGAAUAUUGCAUUUGACUGUGAUGCGUUACUGUGUGUUUGACUCUGUGUGUGUGAUUGUGUGAAUAUUGUGCAUUUGACUGUGGUGUGUGACUGUGUGAGUAUUGUAUUUUGACAAUGACUGUGUGUGGCUUGACUGUGUGUGUGGCUUGUAUGCUUUGCUGAAUGAUUGGUUGUUGUGGCUUAACACUGCCUCUGACGGUCCCAAGCCCGGAUGUGAAAAUGUGGAGGGAGUCUGUUUCUUGUGUGCAAGUGCUACAUUGUGUGUGUGAUGUGUCCGUAUCUAUGUCUGUUUCUUUUGUCUUGAUUGUGUGCAAGUGCUUGAUUGGGUGUGUGCUUGUGUGACCAUGCGUGUAUUGCAUUUGCUUGACGGUGUGGUUUGUAUAAUUUGUGUUUUAUAUGUCAGGAUUGAUUGUUGUUUGUUGAAUUUGAACAAAUCUAACACUAUUCUUUUUUCUAAACUUUUUUGUGAUUAUGUCCUAUGUGGAUACCAUACUCUUUUUUGUAUUAUUGUUGUCCAGUCACUGCAAUAACGCUUUUCUAAGUAUUUAAGGUACAACCAUGUAGAUCUAGACAUGAUGCUGAUGGGUUGGGUUUGCAUACAAUGCAGUACGGACCAACAGAAUGGUCUCAUUGCAAGGUGGACAUAUAGGCAAGACAUGUCAAGAGAGAGAGAAGCUUGGACUAUUGAGGAGGAACAUGCACUGAUUAAUGCCCAUCGGGUAUAUGGGAAUAGAUGGGCAGAAAUAGCAAAAGUUCUUCCUAGAAGGAAUCGGGUACUUCUAUUUGUUCUUAUGUUCUUCUCACCUAUAGGUAAAGUCAAAGAAGACAAAACCAAGUGGAUUAUUGGAGUUACAAGAUACACAAAAUCAUCGGUAAGUUUCUAUCCUUUCAAAUGGGCGGAUUAUGAAUUUUGAUCAGUUUGUCUGACUUGUUUUAAACUGAAUCCUUGAUUCCUUGAUAACUUUGAUCAUAAACUGAUUCCCAAGUAUUUUUGACUCAUAUGAUGCUUAUUACUCCCUCCAUUCCUUUAUAUAAGGUGUAUUUAUUUUUUGAUAAAAUUCCAUAAUGUAAGGUGCAUUUCUUCUAAUUCCUCAUAAUUCCCUUAUUAGACAUCUAGAAAAAUGGAAAGUAUCCCUCUCCUGAUUGUCUGUAUCUCUCCUUUAGCAAAAGAAGGAAAGUAUCUCUCUGUCGAUUGCAUGCAUCUCUUACUUUCCUGGACUAAUUGAUUUACUUACCACUAAUCAACAAAUUUGCCAAGGGUAUUUCAGUCCUAACAUGUCUAUAAUUUCGUGCCUUGGUCACCGUGCUGAAAAUAAUACACCUUACAUAAUCGUAUGGAGGGAGUACAUCACAGGUCAUCUAAAUCUUCUUUUCUAAUAUGACUGCUUGUGCUGCUCAUGAGGUAAGCUACUUUUCUUGCUUUCAAGAAUAAAUCAUUCACAUCGUGGUCACUCACAUUUUAAGGUGCUCAUGCCAUUUCAGGCUAGCCACCGGCUUGGAAGCGAUUUUAGGUAUGAAUGCUUACCUUAGGCAGAUUUUCUAUAAGAAUUUUGCUCAUGAUACAUGCCUUGCUUUCUCUAGUAAGUAGAACAAGAACACAUUUAACUUUUCUUUUCUGUUCAUAGUCCUACAAACUUGUGGGUAGUGUUGAAGAUAAUCGCUUAAUCAACCUAAUCAACCUCUAAUCGUUUUUAGGAACGAAGAUCUGAAUCACCCUCCCGCCUCGAGAGAAAUCAGUUUAGUCAUUCAGGUUCUGGUAUUUCUUUAUAGCUUUCUGAGUUUACCUCGGUCUUUCAUGUAUUUGCUUUCUGUUUGUGCCCCUAUCUAUUUCUGUUUCUUGUGUGCAAGCGCUCCAUUCUGUGUGUCUCCGACUUUGUGUGGCUUGACUCUCUUGUGUGUGUGGCUUGACUGUCUGUGUGUGUCCGACUUUAUGUGGCUUGACUCUCUUGUGUGUGUGGCUUGACUGUCUGUGUGUGUCACUGUGUGUUUGACUGUGUGUGAAUAUUGCAUUUGACUGUGAUGCGUUACUGUGUGUUUGACUCUGUGUGUGUGAUUGUGUGAAUAUUGUGCAUUUGACUGUGAUGUGUGACUGUGUGAGUAUUGUAUUUUGACAAUGACUGUGUAUGGCUUGACUGUGUGUGUGGCUUGUAUGCUUUGCUGAAUGA